AUGGGCCGCAAGCGCAAGGCGGUCGGGGACGGCAGUACGGGGAAACAACCAAAGACAACCCGCUCGACUCGCUCUGCUGAUGUAGCAGGCUUUGAUGACGCUGGCGCGUCCGGCUCCGCAAUGUCUACAAACACCAAACCGAAGCGAAAUCCCCGAAGAACGGCAAAGGAUCGGUGGGAGGAGGAAAAAUUGAUGACCAGUACCACUUCGCAGCUGAUUGAUAUAGACCUUGUGAAACUGCUCGCGCGGCGCGAGGCAUGGGACUGCCUUGAAGAAAACGAGAAAGAGGAGAUACUGAGUCUUCUUCCUGAGAGUUUACACCCGAACCGCGAGUCCACGUCCGAUGAUCCGGAAGCGAAGAUACCCCCUUUACCCGAAUCUUUCCUGCGCUAUUCGAACUUCUGGCGAGAUAGUAUUCGUCUGUUUCAGCUAGACCUCCAACAUGGCCGGUAUGACCCUGAAUGGCAACGCCAAGCUCAUGAGGCUGUGCGCGAAAGGGAAAAGGGGAAAUUUGACCGAUUUAAAGAGGAGGAAUUUGAAGAAUUCUGGGGCCAAAAGCAGAAAAUGGACAAAACACUUGCCGCUGGACAGAGUUCCCAAGUGAAGUUGACUACGCUCAUUGAGCAUGGUCUCGUGCGUGAAGGCGAUGUCUGGAAGUAUUCGCGAACCUUUGCUGGCAAAGGGCGAAAUAAGGUCUUAGUCGAAAAGGAGGCAAAAAUUCUGAAGAUUAACGGAAAGCGAUUGACUUUUGCGAUCCCUUCAGGCGAACGAGUCUUCCUGUCUGCCGUUCAAGCUCCAGUCCGUCAGCAUUCUACGGCAAGUUCUCAGGCCAAGGACGACGAGAUUUCCAAAUCUGAGAUCCCCACGAACGGAGCUGCAAAGGAAAAUGAAGAAACACAGGGCGACACCGAUAACAUGAGAAAGUCCACAUCCUCCAGAAAGCGGAAAUCUGAGGUCGAGCACGGUAGUCGCAAAAAGCGUCAACAGGAAUCUACAUCUUCUGAGGAUAACUCGCAGAAUUGUGAGCCAGAUGACGAUGUUGUCCUUGUAGCCAAUCCCAAAACCUUGGCGGUGGAGGUCACCGAUUCUCGAGCAGAGGCAGAUUCAUUCAUACCUACAGGGACACUUGACGCUGUCUCACCUAACAACACAGAAGCAGAAAGCGUUGCCGCAGCAUCUACAGCAGUCUUUCAAGAUAAAGUCGCUUCUGGUCUAGCGAAGGACGAGGAGUCAUCCUCAACCAAUUUGACCGGCGAUUCGGAUCAGACCUCGGAAAUCAUUUUAGAGAACAUCGGGGGACCCAGCGCCCUCGCUCUGAAAAUCUUGGAAGUGGAUGGGCGUAUCAAGGACGUUCCCAACGGGAAUGCUUGGAAGGAGUUUCGAUCUUACCGAAACAACCAGGACAUGGGAAGUUUAUGGGAAGUCAGACAGGCUUGGUACCUUAGAGGGAAGUAA
Aspergillus viridinutans is the source of this 1455-nucleotide messenger RNA. RefSeq lists its product as uncharacterized. Bases 1 to 1455 code for a protein of 484 amino acids. NCBI's taxonomy places the organism in Eukaryota, Fungi, Ascomycota, Eurotiomycetes, Eurotiales, Aspergillaceae. The transcript is spliced from 4 exons. The record is from RefSeq and is a predicted model, not a curated record.